Messenger RNA from Chanos chanos (milkfish), 1940 nucleotides. RefSeq names its product eukaryotic translation initiation factor 4E-binding protein 3-like. Bases 171 to 533 code for a protein of 120 amino acids. NCBI's taxonomy places the organism in Eukaryota, Metazoa, Chordata, Actinopteri, Gonorynchiformes, Chanidae. Gene Ontology annotation, cellular component: cytoplasm. The transcript has 3 exons. The record is from RefSeq and is a predicted model, not a curated record. Gene Ontology annotation, molecular function: eukaryotic initiation factor 4E binding. Gene Ontology annotation, biological process: negative regulation of translational initiation.
CAAUGGGAAACAGAACUGUGUUGUCAGUCCUUGACCAACAACCCUUAAGUCAGUGCCGUUUUUGUCAGCUUGUAUUUUGGUUAUGAUUUGUUUCCAGUAACUUUGUUGUGUUGCUGAGUUUUAGCCUGACUUGGCGAGGUUUCAAGAAUCAACAAUCGGACCCAACUUUUAUGUUUGUGUCGAAUGAAGAUACAAUGUCGACUGACUCAAAGCAGAGCAAAAGUUGCCCAAUUCCAACCCGUGUUUUUCAUCUCAAGGAGUGGUCUCAACUUCCCGAUUGUUACAGUCAAACGCCUGGGGGUACAUUGUUCUCUACUACACCAGGAGGAACACGCAUCAUUUAUGACAGGAAGUUCUUGCUUGACUGCCGGAACUCACCAAUCGCUAGUACACCUCCUUGCUGCCUUCCCCAGAUCCCUGGGGUGACUCUUCCCACUCUACAUCCACUGUCCAAACUUCAAGAAGUCAGAGAAGAGCUGGAGGAAGAAAAGGAUUUGCCAGCUGAUGACAGCCAGUUUGAGAUGGACAUUUGACGUUUUCACCUGCCUCCUGUGGACAUCAUUUUGUCAGCACUGAUGCUGCUCAGAAAAUACCAAUUAUCACUUCUCUGUGUGUUUUCCUCAAAGAACAAAAAAUAAAGUAUUGACAGAAACUAUGUUUAUUAAAGAAGACACAGUAAUAGUUUGUUUUCAUCUACUGCAAGAAAAAAAACUUUAUUUCCUAUGGUGAUGUAAUCAUUGUUUUGUAUCCAGUUUUAAUGGUAAAUAUAUGAAGAUUAAUUUUGAUUGAAACAUCCGUUGUCCUAAAUCUGGAAUUUACAGAUCGAAUCCAAGCAGUGUCACACUUAAUGAAUAUAACCAGGAAGCAAAAUGAACACAUCUGUCUCUGUCCCCAUUGUGAGUCUCUCACACUGUAUGUUGGUUUCAGGUUGGUUUCAUCUCCAAGGGCACUGCACUGGUUUGUGAUGCUACACAGUUCCCAUAGUUCAGAAGAGUAAAAAUGUGUAUUAUAUAUAUUAUCAGCCAGCAAUACACUAUAAAUGAUAAACAAAGUUGAUCUACCUCCUUCAUUGGUAGAUCAAAUAUAUGCAGAUGUUAAGGAAGCCUACUGUGCAGGUUCUGUGCAGUAGCUUGUGUUUACAGAAACAAAAAUAUUAAAAUGGGUUAUAAAUAACCAGAAUUGCAAAUCAAUUAUUGAGCACACUCUUUCCAGACAUUGUUGACAUUUGAGAACACUAAUUUGCAGUUAAUCUGCUAAGAUAUAUUUUCCCAUUUUACGUGUUAAUAAAACACAAUGAUAGUGUUUGCAGUUGUGUCCUAGACAUACAUUUUUGCUCAUUUUCACAUUGCUAGAAUGCCAUUCUGACCAAUCAGAGAGCAGGACUGGAAUCCCCUGUUUCAUAUUCUCCUUAAUAUUGACAAAAAUCAAUAUCACUUUUCAUUCACAAUGAUAUGAACUGAUUUCUGUAGAGAACAUUUGGAAAGAGAUUUGAUUUCACUUGGCCAAAAGCCAACUGAAAACUGGCUUCAGGAAAAUUACUCGUAUGAAUUAAGGUUUUGUACUGUGUGGACCAGGGCAUGAACAAUUGCUUGCUCCACAUAGAAAAGCAAACAAAGAAUAAAGCUUUCAGAAGUGAACAGGCAUCCCCUUAAUUUAAUUCUCUCAUUCUGUGAUUCAUGCAUUCAUUGUGAUAGCUAAGAUGGUCAAGGCACCAUGUUUUCUUUGAGUGAAAUAGCUCGGCCCCACACGCAAUUCUUUAUUGAUGCUGUAAAUGUCAUUACAACUCGUAUGAGCUUAAAUGUCCCAUCUUCACAUCAAGCAAAUUUGUGCAUAAUUUUUUAAAGAAUUACUGGUAGUUUAAAGCAUGCUAACAGCAUUAUCAUCAGUUCAUGUCAAGAUAUCAGUAAUAAAACAAUAAAGAUGUUUGCUAAUGAUACUCA